Ceratina calcarata is the source of this 1609-nucleotide messenger RNA. RefSeq names its product RNA-binding protein 1-like. Bases 192 to 689 code for a protein of 165 amino acids. Gene Ontology annotation, molecular function: RNA binding. The record is from RefSeq and is a predicted model, not a curated record. Lineage: Eukaryota; Metazoa; Arthropoda; Insecta; Hymenoptera; Apidae. The transcript is spliced from 6 exons.
ACACCCUACGCCAUCAUUUCGUUAGGGAUUUUUAUGUGUGUGUGUACAUUUGAUGCAUUUUGCUUUGCAUUGCACUUGUUUGCAUUGCAGUGUGUUCCAGUGUUUGCAGUGCAGUUUAAAGCUAAACAGAACAGUUGUGCCGUAGAAUUAUAAUCCAUUUAUUAAACUUAUAUAAAAGAAAUAUACUUAAAAUGUCGCGUUAUCGUGAAUGGAAUCUUGCUUGCAAAGUUUACAUUGGUAAUUUGGGAAACAGUGCUAGUAAACAUGAAAUUGAAAGUGCAUUCAGUAAGUACGGCCCGUUGAAAAACGUAUGGGUUGCCAGAAAUCCACCUGGCUUCGCUUUUGUGGAAUUUGAGGAUCCACGAGAUGCUGAAGAUGCAGUCAGAGGACUAGAUGGAACACGCUGCUGUGGAACUAGAAUGAGAGUAGAGAUGUCCUCAGGAAGAAGUCGACAUGGAGGUGGUGGUCGCAAACCUGGUCCAAGAUAUUCCAGGUCCAGAUCUCAUAGUCCCCAUAAGAAAACACUGGCACGCUAUCCAAGGUCUUGGUCAGGAAGCCCACCGAAAUCUUCUAUUAGUCGACAUUCCAGAUUCUACCAGUGUCAGCUCCUAGCUCUUCGCGUCUCCCCGCCACUACUACUACUACUACUACUACUACUGCUGCUACUACUUCUACUACAGCCACCAUGAAAAAAGUCUAGCAAUCAAAACUGAACAAAAAAAGCCUGUCUACCCUAACUUCCCAACCAGUUACCAUCAGUCACCAGUCACCGGUAGGAGCCAAAUCGUCCGUCAAUUGACAGUUCAAUGCUGUCAAUCUGUCCAUUCCCCUUCAAAAAGACUUCUUCGGGCUACCUCUAAUGGCUAGGAGCAUGGUGAAUCCAUCGAACAGUCGACACGCUAUGAACGAAUACUACUUCUAUCAAAAUCUCGGCACGCCAAUCUGUCCAUCCCAACUUCUACUACUACUACUACUACUCGUCAACAUCACGUUAAACUUAGCCGACAACGCGACCGCCACUUCUCUUCGACUGAGCAAAGCAAAAUGACACCUACACACCAUCCUCUCACCAUCCAACCAAGUAUCACUACUGCUAUAUGUUCACAGUUGUCUGGUAUUUCAUCGAUCUCCAAAGAUUUUUUAUCUUUUUUUUAAUGUAAUUAAUAGUAGUCACAUUCUCUGUGGUCCAGUCAUAAAUCGGUUAUGCGUAUUCAAUAUAUCUCUUUCGAGUGGAAAGUGAAAACACUGACUAUGAUACCUAUUCUUAACUGCUUUUGUGAUGUAUUUUUGCUACACAUUGGACCACAGAACUGCCGCUUGUUGCAAGAUUACUUAUCAUUAUGUUUUAUCUGUUCGAAAAGCUACACGAUGUAUUGGGUUUAUAUUGCUGUGUAAAAAUUACUUAUUCUUCGUGUAGCUUUGUAGCUUAUUUACUUAUGAAAAUAUCAGUAUUUAUCUUUUCGGACAGAUUGUAUCCAUUUAUCAUUACAUAUAUGUAUAAAUAACAUGUACUCUAACAGGAACAUUACAUAAUACCGCUAAUGAUAACAGUAUUAUACUUUAGACAAAAUACAUAGGAAGUUGUGCAUUAAUAAAGUUAUUUCUUUUG